Molecule: messenger RNA, 1217 nt
Organism: Monomorium pharaonis (pharaoh ant)
Lineage: Eukaryota; Metazoa; Arthropoda; Insecta; Hymenoptera; Formicidae
Product: pre-mRNA-splicing factor Syf2
Exons: 5
Coding region: 149-847 (232 amino acids)
Cellular component (GO): catalytic step 2 spliceosome; Prp19 complex; post-mRNA release spliceosomal complex
Source: RefSeq, a predicted model, not a curated record
GAGAAUCGAUUACGAGCGAUGAUGAGGAGAGUCGAAUGUAACAACGGUCGAUCAACGAUCGAUUUUCUGCUCCAUCUUUCACGAAUUUACCUACUGGGAAAUGAGUUAUAUGGCCACGUAGUUCUACAUCCGCAAUUUAAAAUCGACAAUGGACGACGCGGUGCCGAGCGCGUCAUCCGCGCAAUCCGCGACGGCAAAGUACAAGGAGAGAAUGAAGCGACUCAGAGACCUCCACGCCAAGAGGAAUGAGGCUAGAAUGCAGAACCACAAGGAAGUUGUAGAGGAGGAUAAGAGGAACAAGCUGCCUGCCAAUUGGGAAUCUCGCAAGAGACAGGCCGAGUGGAUAAUACAAGAUGAAGCUGCUAGAAAAGAAGCGGAAGAAAAAGGUGAGGAUUACGAGCGAAAAAAAUUGCUGAAUAUUGAUGCCACUGAAGCAGAGAGGAUAGCCAGGAAGAAGAAGAGCAAACAGAAUCCCGAUCCAGGUUUCUCAGAUUACGAACAAGCGGCAAUACGUUCUUACAAUAGACAAGUGAAAAACAUCAAACCGAACAUGGAGGCAUACGAAGAAGCGAAAGAGAAGCUAGGCCCUGCUUUUUAUGGUGAUCCGAAUACGAUAUUACAUGGUUUGCACGAGGAUAAAAAGGAAGCGAUAGAUAAAAUGGUCACCAAUCUGGAGAAACAAGCCGCAAAACGGGAGAAAUACAGCAGGCGUAGAAUGCACAACGAUGACGCAGAUAUCGACUACAUUAAUGAACGUAAUGCUAAGUUUAAUCAGAAACUGGAAAGAUUCUAUGGCGAGUAUACUCGAGAGACGAAGCUAAACUUGGAGAGGGGAACGGCUAUAUAAGAAAGAAUCCAGUUGUUGUAAAUUAUCACAAUACUUGUAUUUUAUGUACUAUGAUACGAUGAUAUUUAUACAAAUAAGAAUUUUGCGAUGUUUUGUCGAAUAUAUCUUUAGCUGUUCUUACUGACGAUGUCUAUUGCUCUGCGGUACGCGAAAAAUCUAAAGAUAGAUCCGUAAAAAUUGUCUCGCGAGAAAAGAAAUCUAAUCGUCUCGGAUAACGAAGAACUAGUUAACGAUUCUAAUAAUGCGGUACGCACUAAUCAUAAAUAAAAAAUUAAGUUACAUCAUUACAUUAGUCACAUAUGUUCUCUAUUACAAUCGCUUAGUCCUACGAAAUUUGUUCAUUUAAUUUAAAUAAAAUUUUUUAUAUGUA